Oldenlandia corymbosa var. corymbosa is the source of this 1919-nucleotide messenger RNA. The record is from the annotation of a GenBank genome assembly. Lineage: Eukaryota; Viridiplantae; Streptophyta; Magnoliopsida; Gentianales; Rubiaceae.
CAAUCAUUCAAUUAACAAUUGGAUUAGGAAUCAAAGAGUCAAAACUCGAAAGUGGAGGGACCAAACCGACCAACUUUACAUUACACCAAUAGCUAUAAAUAAUUUAUUAAUUCAAAUCUCAAAAGAGGAUGAAUCAAAUCAUAAACAAUCAUAAACCCUGGCUUUUCCUUUUUCUACUUUACUAUUCUGAAUUACAUACAUCUUCAAGAACUGAGAGGAGCUUCUGCAACAAAUUUCUGGGCUAAAAAGUCUCAGACAACAAAAGAUGCCAUCAGAGCCGUUCCUUUGGCUACUGUUUUUCCUGAUGAACUUUGGUCUAAUGGGCCUCAAUAUCUACCAGGUAAAAACUGAUAUCAAUUCUCCUGUCUGGGAAUUUUUAUUUUUAUUUUUUUCCUGAAGGUUUCUGUUGCUUUAUUGAACGAAUUGGUAGCUAGUUAUUCAUUAGCUUUUAUUCUUUGCACUGGAUUAAAAUCCCAACAGAAGGAUAAAAAAGGGAACUUUUUUAAUGGAGAAAGUCAUUUAUGUCCGAACCACAAUGGAAGUUUGUGGAGGACAAAUGGAAUUGGGGUCUAAAAACUGGAAUUCUGUUUGUAAGAUUUGGAAUUACUUCGAAGCUUUUUAUAUGUAAUCUUCUUCAGCUACAGGGCUUUUUCUGGGAAAUGAUUGUAUUGUAAGAUUUUUGCUGAAGUUUGGUCAGAUGGUUGGACUUAGGGGGUUGGGACAUUUUGCUUUCUCUUUAUGCAGAUCCGAAUCUCCUUCUGAACCCAAAUUGUAGAGUUUUGGGGGGUAACUUUACAAGGCAGAGUCAUUUUCUGUUCUUUUUGCUGAAGGUUUCGAAUUAUCUGUAAAGAUUAAGUUAGACGGAGAUUUACUACCCUGGAUUGAUUGGCUUUCUGUUUCAUGUAUUGUGUGUAUAUCUUAAUGUAUUUCUUUCGUAUCGAUGGUGGACUUAGUUCGCUGCUGAAUCAGUCCUAGAUUACAUGCUCUCUAAAUAUGGUCAUCUUGUCCUUUUAGUCCUUAUCAAAUUCUUUAUUAACUCCUUUAUUGUGUAGUUCAUGACUUUGACAGAUUUGGAAGCUGACUACUUGAAUCCAUAUGAAACGGCAUCUCGCAUAAAUGGUGUGGUCAUUCCUGAGUUUUUGCUGCAUGGUACAUUCUGUGUUUUAUUUCUCCUGGCAGGGAAUUGGAUUUUCUUCCUUAUUACACUUUUGCCUGCCUAUCUUAAUGCAAGGAGAUAUUUGGAGCGACAACAUCUUAUUGAUGUAACUGAAAUCUUCAGAAAGGUCAAUGAUGAGAAGAAGUUACGAACUAUCAAGAUGGGUUUUCAUUUGAUUCUGUUUGUAUUCAUUUUGAUCAGGUUGAUAUUUUCUUUCAUCAACGCUGUGGCCGAUGAAGAUGAGCAGCUUCACUUUUACGGCUUGUUCUGAUCACUAACAUGCUAUGGCUAUGUGAUUUAAGGCUUCGCGCAAAGCCCAACAUCUAGAAAUCUGGCUUUGGAUUCUGACCAAUCUAACAUACUGUAUGAGACUCUCCCUUGAGCAAAGCUGGUUAAGGAGAGGAAAGUUGAAAAUGAAUGUUGUCCUCUUUUAUCUCCACUUUUCCUAACCUUCAGCAGGGAGCAUGUAAUAUUAGAUUGUUUCAAGCUCUCAACCAUUAGUAGAGAUCCAUUUUGUUUCCUGUUUCUCUUUUUGUGGAUGAUCAGCGUCUAACCUAACCUUUCUAUGUUAAAGGAAGAGUUAGUGCGUUGGAGAUUGAACCGAAGAUUCUCCAUCCGUGAUCUGUCCCAUUUUAACAGUCUACUGCUUUAUUUUUUUGCUGAACUAAAAUAGGACGACUAAACUACUAAACUGUGAUAGAGGGUGGUGAAAUGAAAUUAAGGACCGAGUUAUGAGAUAAAAUUGCUUCAUGAUUAAAUUGGC